UUAUUGUGGGGAUCUUCGCAAAGAAAAGAAAAGAACUUAAAACCCUGCGGCCUAUCUGGUUUAUCUUCUCCCUCCAUUUCCACUGUACCAUACAAUGGCCACCACUUUCCUUAGAACGCCCACCACCACCUUAAGGCCACCGUUAACCGCCGUCAACGCCUCUGCUUUGAAACCCAAUUGUAUCACGUUCUUAUCCUACUCACACCGCAGACGAGGGCAGACUCCACUACUUCCCCGACGGUGUCGUAUUCACCACUCCGCUAACUCAAUUGUUCAGCUACCGCGCCGGUCGGUUGAGAAAUUUGUAGUCUUUGCUUCAAAUGGGGAUGCUGCUGAGGCCGUUCAAACUGAGACUCAGGAACCUGAGCAGGAGGUACAAGAAUCCGAGCAGGAGGAGAAUGUAGAUGGUGCUGCUGAAGAUGCUUCGGAUGAGGGUGACAACGCAGCCGCAGAUGAAACUGCAUCAUUCAUUGCAACUUCAUUGCAGUUGUACCGAAAUGCUUUAGCAAAUAAUGACGAUUCAAAAGUUGCAGAGAUAGAAAUUUCCCUCAAGUCCAUAGAAGAUGAGAAAAUUGAACUUCAGAGAAAAGUAGCCUCAUUGACUGAAGAACUGUCAAGUGAGAGGGACCGAGUUCUUAGAAUCAGUGCUGACUUCGACAAUUUCCGUAAGAGAACAGAGAGAGAAAGACUUUCUCUUGUGACGAAUGCACAAGGGGAAGUUGUCGAGAAACUUCUAUCUGUUCUGGACAAUUUUGAGAGAGCGAAAAUGCAAAUCAAGGUGGCAACAGAGGGAGAAGAGAAAAUUAAUAAUAGUUAUCAGAGCAUCUCUAAACAAUUUGGGGAAAUCCUUGGAUCUCUUGGUGUUGAGACUGUGGAGACAGUUGGGAAGCCAUUCGACCCUUUGCUGCACGAAGCUAUAAUGCGUGAGGAUUCAGAAGAAUUUGAAGAAGGUGUUGUAUUAGAAGAAUAUCGCAAAGGUUUCAAACUUGGAGACAGACUCUUACGUCCUUCAAUGGUGAAGGUGUCGGCUGGCCCCGGGCCGGCAAAGCCAGAGACAGCAGAGCCUAAAGAAGAGCAAAAUGAAGUCGAGGAGAAGAGUGAGGAAGGUACUGCUGAAACAGCAAGUGAUGAAGGGACAGGUGAAGGAGGUAACUAACUACCAGGCGAUGAUGUGAUAAGUGAGGGAUGUAACCUAUGAUUUCUCUUUUGUACAAGCAAACAAAAGGACAUAUUUCCUCGUUUGAUUGAGGUUGAGAUAGGUUUUUGCUGGUAUACCUUUCAAUUUUCAUUAACUACUGUUUAUCUGAAAGGACAUCAUUUUAGGUCAGUCGGCUUAUGACUGCCGUCUUAAACACUAUUUUUUGAGGCUUUGGAUAGUGAGAAUUCGUAUAGUUGACCCCAACUAGCUUGGGAUCAAGGCACAAUUGUUGUAAUGCUCUGGAAACAAGAGCUUAAUGUCAUGUGCAAAAUGUGACCUGAAUUUGUUCACUCUCUA
Messenger RNA from Nicotiana attenuata, 1495 nucleotides. RefSeq names its product protein GrpE. The transcript is spliced from 3 exons. Gene Ontology annotation, cellular component: chloroplast. Gene Ontology annotation, biological process: protein folding. Lineage: Eukaryota; Viridiplantae; Streptophyta; Magnoliopsida; Solanales; Solanaceae. Gene Ontology annotation, molecular function: adenyl-nucleotide exchange factor activity; protein-folding chaperone binding; protein homodimerization activity. The record is from RefSeq and is a predicted model, not a curated record. Bases 95 to 1156 code for a protein of 353 amino acids.